UUGCGUUCUACACGACGCUCGUUCGUCAUUUCACUCGUAUUUGGCGCUUUCGUGAGGUUUUCGUUUCAAUGCUCGGUUGCCAGCAAUCAGUUCGAAUAUGUCUUUCGUGCGGCUCGGUUGGGUAGUAUAACGGAGUCUCUUCGCGGUCCUAGCGAGUUCGGUCUACUGGGAACAGUCAAUCAACAAAAGUAAACAAUAACCAUUGCAAUUGCGAACAUUAAAUAACAUUCUAACGCUCGUCCAAUGUCACAUCACAUUGAUUAAGUAGUAAAUCAAAGUUACUGGAACUUAACAGAAAAUCUCUUAGAUAUUUGAAGCACUAACACUAUUUACCGCCUUUAAUGGACUCACCGUUAGUUUACGCUCCCUCUCAAGUUUCUUAGAAAUUUGCAUUGAUGAACUCUGGCACGAUGCGCGGCCUGAAUGAUAAGAACCCAAGCAUAAUAAUCAUCGAUAUUCAAAACCCUUAAAGCAAAGCAGCAACAACAACUGGCUUUAGAUCCCAGCGUCAGGACCAGACAGUUUGCUAACCUUUGAUCUCUCGGUCUGUAGCUGCGUGUGAGUCUGCCUCCUUUUCUGUGCGUUAGCGUUUUGUGUGUUUAUGUGUAAAAGUGCGAGAAAGCGCAAAAUAAAUAUUAAAAGCAAGACGUGCAUGGAUUAGAAAUCAUAACCAGUCAGCACCGAUAACAACACCAGCUGAAAUAAAAACAAUAAGAACAACGACAACGACAACAACAACAACAGCAACAACCCGUUGCGGUAACUUAUUGAAACAGCUCGGAAAAGAGACUUUGCCGCCAGCAGACGGUGUCUGGCGCCGGAACUGUCUAACGGAACAACUUUAAAAAUGAACGGCCACGUAAGAGUAGGAGGAAGAUCUAGAAUGCUCAGACCGAAGCGGGGUUUGCCCGCUUUGCAUGCCAUUUUCAAUAUGCUGUUUCUGAGCUGCAUUAUAAUCUCCGAUUUAUUACUGAGCGUUCAUGGACUGAAGGAUCUGAAGAUAUUUGUGCCGGAAGCAGUCAUCAUGGGCAACGCAGCGACAUUGUCUUGCCAAUAUGAUUUGGAAAAGGCGGCGCUCUACUCAGUGCGCUGGUACUUCGGCCAGGAAGAGUUCUAUCGCUAUGUGCCACGCGAGGCGACGCCCACGUUUGUCUUUCCCGUUGCUGGCAUUAAUGUUGAUCUAACCAACUCGGAUGCAACGUCGGUCACAUUGAAAGGAGUCACACGGGAUCUGACUGGAAGCUAUCAGUGCGAGGUGUCGGAGGAUGCACCCCUCUUUCAUACGGAAAUACGCACAGCGCAUAUGCAGGUAAUUGAGCUGCCCAAAGACGAUCCGGCGAUGCAGGUGGACAAGAAGAUGAUUGGCGUCAAUGACAACUUCAAAGCCGUGUGCACAGUGGGACCUUCUUACCCGCCGGCGAACAUCACUUGGUACAUCAACGGACGCAAGGUAUAUAAAACGCCGCUGCAGCGCAUAACGCAGGAUGCAUUCGAGGGCUCGACCACAUACUCCUCUUUAGAAAUCUAUCCACAUAGCCAGGUGCUGCAAGGCUUUUUCCAGGCGAUGCCCAAGUACCAGACCAGCAUACUGCUUCUCUGUGAAGUCUCCAUACUGCAUGUGUUCCACAAGAACGUUCAGCUACGCAUUGGACUCAGCAUGGCGCCACCGACGACCAUUUCCCCAAAUCUGCUGGGCCUUGAGGGCUCCAAGCGCUACGUCAAUGGCGAUCCGGACAAUUCAGCACUAACUGGCGCUGCACAGUGCAGCUGCAGUGCUAUUGGCGUGUUGACUCUUGCCGUGGCGACUAUGUUUGCGGCUCAGCUGUGACCGGAACACAAUGAAAAUACCAUAUAAGCAAAUGGUCGAACAGACACAAUAAUAGCAGCAGCAGAAACAACAACAGGCACAGGCUUUGAACAAGCGGGCCAUGAAGUGUAAUUAAAAAAUAACAAAUGCAAACAAUGUACGCAAAAGUACUGCAAAAUUAUAAAAAAGCAAAAAAAAAAAAUAAAAAAAAAACUGAAAAAAUAGAAAGGAAAUGUUUUCAAAACGUUAAAGGGCUCGCGUUGUGAACGCGGCGCUGCAUGUCCUUGUGCAUAACCCUUUUAGUUUCUGUUGUAAGUUUAAAAACGAACACCGUGCUCAUGCGAUUAAAAUGAAUAUAUUUCAUGCUGCCGCAGCAGAAAUAUGAUAAUUAUGAUGAUUAUGACCAAGGUCCACUCAUCUUAAAGUGACUAUUGAAAAUAAUCAAAUCUGAGCUAAAAACAAGAGAUUACAAAAUGCCCGCGGUUAAUUACAUACACAUACAUAACAAAUCAGAGAACAGCUACGAAAAUAUGUUAAAAAAUUAAUAAAAUACAAGAAAAAAAGAAAUAAAUAUACUUGAUGGCAUGUUGUGGGCGUGCUGUGAGCAAUUUGCAGAGAGAUAAAACAAACAUAAAUAUAAAAAUCAAUAAACUAAAAUAAGCAAAU
This is a messenger RNA of Drosophila hydei, 2473 nucleotides long. RefSeq lists its product as uncharacterized. Bases 848 to 1828 code for a protein of 326 amino acids. The record is from RefSeq and is a predicted model, not a curated record. NCBI's taxonomy places the organism in Eukaryota, Metazoa, Arthropoda, Insecta, Diptera, Drosophilidae. The transcript is spliced from 7 exons.